UGCGACUGAAGGGUCAGGGAGGGGCGUGGAGUUGUUGACUUCAAGCGGACUGAGAACGUCUUCUAGCAAAGAACAGAAGGAUGGCUUUCUCAUACGGACAACAACAGCGAGCACCAGUUGGUGGCCCCCCUGUUUCCAAAGUGGAGCUGUCCAUUAGCUGUGAACACCUGAUGAACAAAGACACCACCUCAAAGUCUGACCCCAUCUGUGUUCUCAUGAUGCAGGAAGGAGACAAGUGGUUCGAGUUUGGGAGAACUGAGCAGGUAGUCAACACCCUGGACCCACUGUUCUCCACUAAGUUUGAAGUGGACUACUAUUUUGAGGAGGUUCAGAAGUUGAAGUUUACAGUGUAUGAUGUUGACAAUGCCACCUCCACACUGGCGGAUGAUGAUUUUCUUGGAAGUCUGGAAUGCACUCUGGGUCAGAUUGUCUCACAUGGGACAUACAAAAAGCCACUUGUUCUGAAGACAGGCAAAGCUGCUGGGAAGGGUGAAAUCAAGAUUGUUGCACAGGAGCUGACUGACCACCAUGUUGUGGACAUCAAUUUCAGAGCUCACAAACUGGACAAGAAGGACACAUUCAGCAAGUCUGAUCCAUACCUGGAAAUUCACAAACAAGGCAAGGAUGGCUUCUGGCAGCUGGUACACAGGACAGAGGUAAUACAGAACAACCUGAGCCCCACAUGGAAGGACUUCACCCUCACUGUACAAUCUGUUUGUAAUGGAGACUAUGAGAAGCAACUGAAGCUGAUAUGUUAUGACUGGGACUCAGAUGGAAGCCAUGACCUGAUUGGUGAGGCCACCACGACCCUGAGGCAGAUGAUAGAUGACAACCAGGGAGGGAGGAGACAGGUGGAGUUUCCUUGUAUCAACCCUAAGAAAACCAAGAAGUCAUCCUACAAGGACUCAGGCAUCCUGUUUCUUACCAAGUGCAUUCUAAGGAAGGAGUACUCUUUCUUGGACUACGUCUUUGGAGGCUGCCAGAUCAACUUCACAGUUGGAGUAGAUUUCACAGCUUCAAACGGCAACCCAAAGGACCCAGCCAGCCUGCAUUACCUCGGUCAUGGCCAGCCGAACCAGUACCAGCUGGCUAUUGGUUCUGUGGGUGGAGUGGUCCAGGACUAUGAUACGGACAAGAUGUUUCCAUCACUUGGCUUUGGAGCCAAAAUUCCUCCUGACUUUCAGGUUUCGCAUGAGUUUGCCCUGAACUUUAACCCUCAGAACCCAUACUGCAUGGGUGUGGAAGGUAUUCUUACAGCCUAUCAGAACGCCCUUCCCCAGAUCCAGCUGUAUGGACCGACCAACGCUUCUCCCAUCAUCAACCACGUCGCCAGGUUUGCUACUCAGGCAGCCCAGCAGCCUGGAGCUUCGGCAUACUAUGUCCUACUGCUGCUGACAGACGGGGUGCUGACAGACAUGGACGCCACCAGAGAAGCCAUCGUGAGGGCCUCCCACCUCCCCAUGUCUAUCAUCAUCAUUGGUGUUGGUGAUGCAGACUUUAGAGAUAUGGAGAUACUGGACGGGGAUGACGGUGUGCUGAAGUCUCCGCGGGGAGAGCCGGUACUGAGGGACAUCGUGCAGUUUGUUCCAUUCCGACAAUUUCAGAAUAAAGCCCCUGCAGCACUUGCACGGAGUGUUCUCCAAGAGUUGCCCAAUCAAGUUGUCCAGUACUUCAAAAAGCGAGGAAUGGCUCCCAACACACCUAACCCCACUCAAGGCCCUGUGUAGGCUCUGUGUAGGCAAAAGAAGCAUUCUGCUGAGCUGGCCAAAGCUGUACUUUCUGAGGUUCCCAGGCAAGUUGUUGCCUACUUCAGUAAGAAGGGCAUCCUUCCCAACAAUGCCAACCCA
Molecule: messenger RNA, 1847 nt
Organism: Branchiostoma belcheri (Belcher's lancelet)
Lineage: Eukaryota; Metazoa; Chordata; Leptocardii; Amphioxiformes; Branchiostomatidae
Product: copine-3-like
Exons: 17
Coding region: 81-1727 (548 amino acids)
Biological process (GO): cellular response to calcium ion
Cellular component (GO): plasma membrane
Molecular function (GO): calcium-dependent phospholipid binding
Source: RefSeq, a predicted model, not a curated record